AUGCCUGUAGAUAUUCCUGGAUUCAUAUAUGCUGGAAUGGUAGCUGCUGGAGGAGUUCUCGGAUAUUAUAAGGCUGGUUCUGUACCAUCUCUGGCUGCUGGUUUACUUUUUGGAGGAGCUCUAGCAUAUGGUGCAUUGGAAGUUAGUAGGGAUCCUGCAAACUAUUCUGUUCAGUUGGCAACAAGUUCAAUUUUAGCUGGUAUAAUGGGUUAUAGAUUUUACAAUUCUGGAAAAGUAAUGCCUGCUGGUGUGGUCUGUUUGUUGUCAGUUGGUAUGAUCAUGAGAAUUGCAGGAAAGGCCACUGGGAUAACAAGUCCAAGAACCACUUGA
Messenger RNA from Phaedon cochleariae (mustard beetle), 330 nucleotides. The record is from the annotation of a GenBank genome assembly. Lineage: Eukaryota; Metazoa; Arthropoda; Insecta; Coleoptera; Chrysomelidae.